AUGAGCAAUAACAUUUUAUGGCCAGCAUUUCACAAUAUACUUCAUAAAAUUGUUGUUGAAAAUAAAGAUUUUUAUACAAAUCUUGAAGAGUAUAGAAAAGUGAAUAAACAAUUUGCGGAAACAAUUCUUGAAACGAAGCCAACAGAAAAUGAUUUUAUCUGGAUUCAAGAUUAUCAUCUACUGUUUGUUGGGGAGUAUUUAAGAGAAAUUGAAGUUGAGAAUGCUAAAAAAUCUCUGGAGCGAACUAAGAAGCAUUUGAUUAAUGAUAAGAAAGCUUUGGUGAAUGCUAAGGAACCUUUGAAAUUGGGAUUCUUUUUGCAUACACCUUUUGAAUUAACUAAAGAUUUUGUUUUAAACUUCAAAAAUUUUGAAGGGGAAUUCGAAAGUUUGACUAAAGAAAUCAUAAAAGGAAUGCUACGUUUCGAUAAAGUUGGGUUCCAAACAAAAAAGGAUCGCGAUAUUUUUGUCUACUGGGCAGAGUAUUUUUAUAUGGAAACUGUACAAAAAACUGUACAAAAAACUGAGGAAAAUACAAUUAUUAAUUUAAAAAUUGAAAAUAUUACACCGAAAAAUGGAUGUAAUUUGGGUGUUUACCCAGCUACAAUUAAAAUUGAUGAUUUUACUAGUAUUGCCGAAAAUGAUGAAAUUAUUAAGGAAGCUAAAAAAUUGCAUGACGGAGUAAAUAUCAUUUAA
Messenger RNA from Meloidogyne enterolobii, 693 nucleotides. NCBI's taxonomy places the organism in Eukaryota, Metazoa, Nematoda, Chromadorea, Rhabditida, Meloidogynidae. The record is from the annotation of a GenBank genome assembly.